Ctenopharyngodon idella (grass carp) is the source of this 2346-nucleotide messenger RNA. RefSeq lists its product as uncharacterized. Bases 482 to 1189 code for a protein of 235 amino acids. The transcript has 3 exons. Gene Ontology annotation, cellular component: external side of plasma membrane; membrane raft. Lineage: Eukaryota; Metazoa; Chordata; Actinopteri; Cypriniformes; Xenocyprididae. Gene Ontology annotation, biological process: T cell activation; positive regulation of ERK1 and ERK2 cascade; interleukin-15-mediated signaling pathway. The record is from RefSeq and is a predicted model, not a curated record. Gene Ontology annotation, molecular function: MHC class II protein binding; protein tyrosine kinase binding.
GGUGUCAGCGAUCUAAUGUUUAGGAGCCCUAGCUUUAGAAAUUCAAACAGCUUGGCAGCAGUGUCAGUGUCACAUGAUAACGUCAACAUUGGCGGAUGAUGUCUGGAUCGCAUUCAUACUCAACGAGAUCAGGCUAUAUAGUACCUAUUCUUUUAGCUUUUUCUUUUUCUUUCUUUUUUUUGCUGUUGAUCAAAUUACUUUGUUAAAAGGAGCUAAAUUACAAUAUGUGUACUGCAAAUUACAUUUAAGCAUCAAGUAAAAGGACAUAUUAGUAGUGAAAUCCACUUGAUUUCAAGUGGAUAUUGACAAGAGAAAUGAAGCAGCACUUCUCCAUUAUGCACUGGCACGCUAUCACUAAAUAUAAACUCUCGAAGGAUUUCAUCACACAGUCUGUCAGAUCAGAGGAAACACAGGAGGGGCUUAGUGUUUAAGGUAAGCACUGUAACUAUAUAAUGAAAAGAAAGACUGUCAGAAACAGAAAAUGGCUGAUAAGUGUGAUCUGUGUCUGCUGGGACUGAUCGUUCUCUCUUCACUUCUCACAGGUACCAGUGGGGUGACUGAUCCUCAUAUGUUCAUUAGUUCUGGUGAAAAUGUCCGUCUGCCCUGUAAUAAUGCUCUUUCCAACUGCGAAUCAACUACAUGGAUCUAUAACAGAUUCAGACAUUCAGCAGCAGUUGAACUGAUUGGUUUAGGGAUAAAGAAGAAAGACACAGAGAGACAUGAGAGACUGAGUCUGGGGUCUGACUGCUCUCUGAACAUCAAGAACGUCACAGAAGAUGAUUAUGGAUUUUACACCUGCCGACAAUUUGUGAAUGACAAACAACAAGGAACGGAUGCACGUGUUUUUCUGCCUGUUCUUCAUGUUUCAGUCUCUCCAUCAUCAUCUUCACAGACUGAGAUCAGUCCAGGCUGCCCUGUGACUCUCUCCUGUCAGUUGUAUUCUAGAUUAUCCUGUGAUUAUUUGGUCCGUACUGAAGGACUUCAGCUGUUGUGGGUGAAUCAGGCUGGUGUUGAUCUGAAGACAGACUCCAGAUAUAAGAUAUUAUUCUCAUCAUAUCACUGUAACAUCAGUCUGACUACAACACUUCUGAAUGAAGAUGACAACAGAGAGUGGAGAUGUCAGCUUACUCUCAGAAAUCAACUCAAAACCUCAGUCAGAUACACUGUCAAGUAUUCAGGUCUCUGUUAGAUGGGCCAAUAUAAUGAUAGAUAUUGCUAGAGUUAUCUUGUGUAAAGAUGAUUCAAUGACAGGGGUAAUUCCAGUCCAUCAAUGCUUUAAAGUGGCUCUCAGAUAGUGUUUUCUUCUAAAAUCAGUCCCUAGAUAUAACUGAUUGCUCUCUGAUCAAUGCAGGAUGUGAAUCAAAGAAAUAGGCCUAAUUAUAUAGGUUCACAAAUAAAUAUUAAUGCGUGUAUUAUAUAUUAAUUUAAAAAGCAAAGUUUAAUAUUACUUGUCAAUUAAUAUAAUUAUAUGAAUAUAUUAUAUGAAUUAAAAGUAAUUAUAAUUGGUGACACUUUACAACAUAAGAUACAUAACAUAACAUUAGUUAACUACAUUAGUUAACAUGAACUAAUAAUGAACUGCACUUAUACAACAUCUAUUAAUCUUUGUUAAUGUUAAUUUCAUCAUUUACUAAUACAUUAUUAAAAUCUUGUUAACAUUAGUUAAUGCACUGUGAACUAACAUUAACAAACACUGAAGAACCAUAUUUUCAUUAACUAACAUUAACGAAGAUUAGUAAAUACAGUAACAAAUGUAUUGCUCAUGGUUAGUUCAUGUUAGUUAAUACAUUAACUAAUGUUUAACUAAUGAACCUUAUUGUAAAGUGUUACCUUAUAAUUCAUAUCAUAAAAAUAUAAUAAAGAAUUAGCAGCAAAAUUUGCAAUUUUGUCUCUAAUUUAUUUAUUAAUUUUCACUGCUAGAGGCCACUAGAAACCUAUUCAAAACAAAGGCGUAGCUUAAUGACGCCAAGUUUUAGAGCGGAAUCUUGGGACAUGUGGUCUCCACCUCAAUGGACGGUGGAAAAGAAUCGGGAUAGGACUCGGGAAGGAAUCAUGUUCAUGGAUGCGAUUAUUAACGUUACUGUAGUAUGAAGCAGAGCAGGACCGAGUGUUGUGGGAGCUGAACGAGGCCACUGGAGUGAUUGUGCAACACACGCUUCAGAUUCGCUGGAGAUUUUUUUUCUGAAGAACAGAGCUCAGUUUAACUGCUCAGAAUAAACAAGAGACUCAUGAACAACCAUCACAAAACAAACAAACAGUCGGAGAUCAUCCAGGUAACCACACACAGUAUUAAGAAUCAAUGGUUCACAUACUUUUGAACUGGGUCAUUUUAAUAAAUUCAGCUAA